AUGGCUGGAGAUGAGGAGAAGCAUGUGAUGCUGACUGAUACAGAAAACGAGGGUUUCAACGACGAAGAUGAAGAAGAUGAUGAUGAAGAACAAGAUGACCAUCAAGACAAUAUAGGAGCUUUUGAGAAUUUUGUUCCGAGCCCUCCUGUUCCUCUGAAACUGCAGAUUGAGAAAGACAAGGAAGAUGAGAGUUUAAGAAGAUGGAAAGAAACGCUUCUUGGCUGCCUCGAAAGUAAUUUGAAUGAUGAAACGGAGACUGAAGUUAAAUUUCACUCUAUCGGGAUCUUAUCCCCUGAUUUUAGUGAAAUAACUGCUCCCUACCCCAUUCCUGAAAAACAAAGCAAGAACAUAUUUUUCACUAUGAAUGAGGGUUCUGAGUACGGGCUUAAGCUCACAUUCUCUGUCCUUUCAUAA
Striga hermonthica is the source of this 414-nucleotide messenger RNA. The record is from the annotation of a GenBank genome assembly. Lineage: Eukaryota; Viridiplantae; Streptophyta; Magnoliopsida; Lamiales; Orobanchaceae.